Messenger RNA from Lolium perenne, 1251 nucleotides. RefSeq names its product (+)-neomenthol dehydrogenase. The record is from RefSeq and is a predicted model, not a curated record. NCBI's taxonomy places the organism in Eukaryota, Viridiplantae, Streptophyta, Magnoliopsida, Poales, Poaceae. Gene Ontology annotation, cellular component: membrane.
AGCAGGCUUUGCUUUGCUCUCUCGUGGCCGGUGCCUCCCUCUCUCCUUCCCGGCUCCCCCGGCACGAGGCGACCAAGGGCCAGCUGGCUCCAUCGACCUCCUCCUCCCCUCCAUCCAUGGACUGCUCGAGCUCCAAGGAGACGCCUCCGCCGCACAAGGCGUGGUGGACCGGGGAGACGGUGGCGGUGGUGACGGGGGCGAACCGCGGCAUCGGGCACGCGCUGGCGGUGCGCCUGGCGGAGCAGGGCCUCUCCGUGGUGCUCACGGCGCGUGACCAGGCGCGCGGGGAGGCCGCCGCCGCCGAGCUCCGCGCCAGGGGCUUUCCCUCAGUACGGUUCCACCAGCUCGACGUCGUCGACCCUGCCUCCGUCGCCGCCUUCGCCGCCUGGAUCCGCGACGACCUCGGCGGGCUCGACAUUCUGGUGAACAACGCUGGGGUUUCGUUCAACGAGAUCGAAACCAACUCGGUGGAGCAUGCUGAGACAGUCCUCCGGACGAACUUCUUUGGUGCCAAGAUGCUCAUCGAGGCGCUACUGCCGCUCUUCCGACGGUCCUCUGGGACCAGCCGGAUCCUCAACCUCAGCUCCCAGCUUGGCCUUCUAAAUAAGGUGAGGGACCCGUCGCUGAGGAACAUGCUGCUGGACGAGGAAAGGCUGACGGAGCAGGAGAUCGAGGCCAUGGCGUCGCGGUUCCUGGCGCAGGUCAAGGACGGGACGUGGCAGGAGCACGGGUGGCCGGCGGUGUGGACGGACUACGCCGUCUCCAAGCUCGCCCUCAACGCCUACUCCCGCCUCCUCGCCGCGCGCCUGCGGGGUGCCGUCGCCGUGAACUGCUUCUGCCCAGGGUUCACGCGGACCGACAUGACGCGCGGGUCUGGCAAGCGCACCGCCGAGGAGGCCGGCCGCGUCGCCGCGGGGCUCGCGCUGCUGCCGCCCGCCGACCUCCCCACCGGCAAGUUCUUCAAGUGGCGCACGCCGCAGCUCUACUCCAAGCUCUGACGAAGACGACACACUGAAGUCAAAGAACGAGCGCGGGUCCUUCUCAUUGUAGCAGAUGAGGUUUGACAGACGCAUGUUGAUGAGAUACUCCAAUAGUUAUUAUGCGCAUCCGAUUUGAGCUGCUGCUGCUGCUUCUGCUUCAUUCUUGUUCUUUUUGGAUUGUUGUGUAACCACUAACGAGCGUGUCGUUGAAAGCUAUAAUUAUAUUGAACUGAAAGCUCAAUUAGCAUGUAGUUGAAAGCCUUUUCUAAUU